GUGAUGUUUAUGAAUAAAACAGUUAUUUUUUUUUUAAGAACUGCUGCAAACAGAUGAGCUACAUUCGUAACAUGUUGCCAUGGUCAAAAUUAAUUUGCAUAUUUGCGGUUGUCGGUCUUUCUUAUUGCAUGCCAGAUCCCAGGUCGUGUAAGAACUCUACAAUGGCAGAUGUCGUUAUCCUGCUGGACGCCUCAACAAGUAUUGGAGCCAAUAAUUGGAAAACUGAGAUCACUUUUGCCGCAGACCUGGUCAAAUCCUUCAGCGUAGGAUCAAAUGAUGUUCGCUUUGCUGCAGUGAUGUUUAACAAGGACUCCUCCAAGAUAUUUGACCUUAAGUCAUUCUCUGCUGCACAGGAUAUUGCUGACACUUUAGACAACAUUCCUUAUCCAAACACUGUCGGUACUAACACUCACCUGGCACUGGCUCAAGUCAGAUCUCAGAAGCUGUUUAGUACAAUGUCUGGAGGCAGGUUCAUUGCCAAAGAUGUUCUAGUUAUACUGACAGAUGGCCGUUCUAAGCAUCCAACACUAACCCAAGAUGAGGUGGAACUUUUGAAAGCUUCUGGCACUAACGUCAUUUCAGUGGGAAUCGGCCAAACGGACAGGAAUGAACUUGCCAGGAUGGCUUCCAAGUCUGAGAACGUGUUUACAACUGCUGACCUCAGAUUAGUGGAUCAUAUCAAGAAAGAAUUUUCAACUACUAUUUGUGACAUUCAACCCUUGAAUCAAGUCAGCACUUUAGUGUAGAACAAGCCUGAUAUACUUACAAGAAGACAAAAAUACCCAAUAUAGAAAAAUUACUAAAAGUGUUGUUUUUUUUUCCUAAUAUUGUUUUUUUUU
This is a messenger RNA of Biomphalaria glabrata, 839 nucleotides long. RefSeq names its product collagen alpha-1(XIV) chain-like. The record is from RefSeq and is a predicted model, not a curated record. Lineage: Eukaryota; Metazoa; Mollusca; Gastropoda; Planorbidae. The coding region runs from base 54 to 746 and encodes 230 amino acids. The transcript is spliced from 6 exons.